This is a messenger RNA of Dioscorea cayenensis subsp. rotundata (Guinea yam), 1521 nucleotides long. RefSeq names its product phosphatidylinositol 4-phosphate 5-kinase 10-like. The record is from RefSeq and is a predicted model, not a curated record. The coding region runs from base 223 to 1425 and encodes 400 amino acids. The transcript is spliced from 9 exons. Gene Ontology annotation, molecular function: phosphatidylinositol kinase activity. NCBI's taxonomy places the organism in Eukaryota, Viridiplantae, Streptophyta, Magnoliopsida, Dioscoreales, Dioscoreaceae. Gene Ontology annotation, biological process: phosphatidylinositol metabolic process.
GGGGUAUUUUUGUCUUUUUAAACACAGCUUCCUUCUAUUCAUAGGCAAUGGGUGGCGGGAAAACCGGUUGCCCUCGUUGUUCCUCCUCUUCCCCUCCUCCAUUAAUGGCCUCUCUUCGUCUCUCCUCCUUCGGCUGCUGGCUCUUGCUCUCCCCAACGCAAGUCUCAGCCUCAGCUUGAAUUUUCAUUGACACCUGUCUAACCUUCACCUGUCAUUGGUUUGAUGCUUCUUCCUCUUAGAAGUUUGUUGAGUAGGUAUCUUGGGGAGUGGAAGAUGGGGCUUUCGGGGCCAGACUAUUCAAGUCAUGACUUCAAAACCACUACAACAACUUCCAUAAGACUAGCUAUGGAUGGCUCAUCAAGUCUAGCAGUGACUUUUACUGAUUUUGAGCUGAUUAAUUACUGCCCAGAUGUAUUCAGGUCCCUUCAGGAUUUUGCGAAGGUUAAUUCUGAUGCUUACAUGCUUUCUGUAUAUGGCAAUGAAACUUUGAGGAAGAUUGCUUCUCCUUGGAAAUGCAGCAGCCCUAUCCACUUCUCACAAGAUCAUAAGUUCAUUAUAAAGAUCAUUCGCAAAUCUGAGAUGAAGGUUUUCUUAGAUAUGCUGCCAAAAUAUUAUGGCCACGCUAGAAAAUAUCCUAACACUUUACUUACAAAAAUAUUUGGGCUUCAUGUUGUCAAACCAGUUGAAGGGCCAAAGGUUCGUUUUGUUGUGACGGGGAAUAUACUUAACUCAAAUCUAUGCAUUCACAAGCGAUUCAAUCUCAAAGGUUCUUCCCAAGGCCGUGGUCUCACCAAGGGAGUAGGUGAUGACAAUGCUAUGUACAAGGAUGUAGACCUGGAUGUUGUUUUCCAUCUUGAUAGAACAACACGAGCGAAACUUUUAGAACAAAUAAUGCAUGACUGUGACUUCCUGGAAGGAAUUGGUGUCAUGGAUUACAGUCUCUUGGUGGGAAUGCAUAUACGUCGUGCUUCAAAUAGUGAUUUGCUUCCUAGAGAUCAAAGCCCGUGUAAUGUAGGAUCUGUUGAUACCAAAAGAAAGCGAUCAGACAGCCACAGCUCAGUACAAAGUGAUUACGAUCAAGAUUUGUCUUCUACAAGUGACAUGCAAUCGAAUUAUUCGUAUGAAGAACAUGAUGACAGACUUGGAGUGCGAACUCUGGCCCAUGCAGUAAAAAUUCAGAAGAUCGAAAGCGGGGGAUUAACAAUUUUUCGUAAUACAGGAAAGGAAGAACCAAGUGAUGUGAUUCUAUACUUUGAAAUUAUCGAUAUUUUGCAAGGAUACAACAUGGUGAAACGUGUGGAGCAUGUGUUCAAGUCUCUGCAAUUCGAUGCACAGUCAAUCUCGGCAGUUAAUCCGAACUAUUAUUCGACUCGGUUUCAAGAUUUCUUAUCCAAAGUUUUCCCUGAAAAUCACUCUCUUCUUUAAUGUGUGAUUCAUUUAAAAAAAAAAAAAAAAAUCCAAUGUGAUUUGAGGCAUUUGUUUGUAUCUUGAGAAAGCAUGGAUCAUUCUUCAAAUGGUUUU